AUGAGUUGCUCCUUUUUCUCCGAAGAUUCACAUUGUGGACCUGCACCGGGAAAAGAGGAUAUUACUAUCGUUCCAGUAAAGCCGUGUGCGAAUAAUAUAUUUGACCAUCUGUCCGCACUCGGUGUAAGUGGAAAUACGCAAAGUGGAAAUACGCAAAUUGGCGAAGCUGAAGUCCUUUUUAACCGUGGCGGUUUUAUCGCUCCCAGCCAAAAACAGGUAGACGAUUUGUUUGUGUGCCCACGGCAUAGAUAUCUCUUGACCUAUGGAUGGCCGGGUAGAAAGCGAUUGACAUGUUUUCAUCCUGAUCAUCUGGGAAAGCGCACGAAGCAGAAUAAUGCUCGACGCGACAAACUGGAAAUGUCGAGAAGCAUAUAUUUCUUGGAAAACCAUUCAGUUCCACCUGGAGCAGGUAUGAUAAACAUUAGUACAUGCAUUGAUAGAACACUUCUUGCCGGAGAACAUCAUCAGUGACUUACAGUUAUCAUAACUGAGCUUGGGUAGCCUGUGAUUCUACAGAAAGGAUCUUAUUUUUUUGGUAUCUUGAGUAGAAACCCUAGUUUAUUUCCAUCACGACUGUGUAAAGAGUGAGAAAGGAGUGAAUGUUCCUUAUUUUUCCACCCUAGCAUUUUUUGUGAGAGAAAACAAAAUCAGGACACGUUAUUUAUUUAUCUAUUAAUUUAUUUUGCCUUGGCCUCGUUAGUUAUAUGUAUAAAGUGCAGAAAAAGACACUACCAGAUACGACAAGCAAAGCAACUUGAGACAACUGUAGUGGUAAGUUCAUACUACCCUGAUUAGCAAUUUUACAUUACAGUUAAAUUUGAAAAGCGAAUGACACAUAUAACUAAAACACAUAAAUAAAACGCAUAGUGGUUACCGUGUGGCGCUAAAUUUUUCUCGUGGAUGCUAAAUUUUGCGGGGGUGCUUUGCGGGGACUCGUUUCGAUUUAUUUUCAACACCACAGUUCUCAAGGGGUAUUAGACAACAGCCACAUAGCGCGAAUGUGUUCCGCGUGUAUGACCCACGCUCAGAGGCACGCGUCCUUCACGAAUUGACGCAGAACAAAAUGGCGGAAGACGAGGAGAUCGAUAUUUGCUAUUCGUUUUGUCGACGAAAACGACUGCAGAGAGAUUUCUGCUAAAGCUGUGCCAGGGAAACGGAAAUUAAAAAAGAAUCGCCCUUCCCCUCUUGUAUAGAGCUAACAGUACAGCAAGGAAAUCCUUAACACACUGAAUAUUCUCUCAGGAUCAUUUAUAAUUUACUGUUUGAAGAGAGCAAUUUCUGGUUUGAUAUUUAUUCUUUUAUUAGUCUUUUAUUAUUCAACAAAAAUAACAAUUGGUACAAACGACCGGUUUCAAUAGACCAGCGAAAUUUCUCAUUUCAUUAAAGCACUGAGGUUACGACAACUUAGAGUUAAACUGAUUUCAGGGUUGUCAAAGAGUCCAGCGAUUCCUUUUCCCCAGGUGAGCACCGACUCAUUUUGCGUCAAUAUUCAGGAAUGCUCUCUAUCCCUUUACGCUUUCAUUGCCUUUCGCCCGACAUGUUUUGCACGGCGUUUAGUCAUGCGAAACCUCCACGAAACAUCCACGCUACGCGCGAGGUAACUUUAUCCCGAUUCUAAAAAUAACUCGAGACGAAUUACCUAUGGAAUAGGGUAUGUAUGGGGAUGCCUUCUCUGUCCCCUUUAUCCUCUCUUGUUAACAGCUAUUUCGAGAAAGGUUGUCGGAAAAAAUGUGCACACGAUAAUCCUGAAAGGUAUGGGAUAUUAUCAAUACACUGAUCCUGACACUGUAGCUGUCGAACCUACUUUUGUUGCUUUCCUUUAGCACUCGCAAACAUACGUCCAUGGCCUCUCUCGUGCCAUUCUUUCAAAACUUCUUUAAAGAACAGUUAACUCAAAACCACCCACAACUAUUCGUUUCGGGAUUGUCGCGUGCACUUUUUCCGACAACCUUUCUCGAAAUAACUGUAUACUCUUAGUAAGUUGGCGAAAACAAUUUUGUGUUAAUUGCCAACGAGCAGCCUCGCGAAGGCGCACUGUGAGUACAAUGUAUAAUAAUUAUUUUUAUUAUACAUUGUACUUGCGUUCUGUCGUUUCAUUGUCCAGGUUACUCAGUUAUAUGCCAGCAGAUUACUGGCUACUCUGUAGGUUGGGCGCGCAAUGCAUGAUUUCCAACUAGAUAGCGACGUGUGUUUCUGUACGAUUGCAUGUUUGUCAUUUCUUCAAAGCAAUGUAUAAUAAAAUAGGUAAAACAAUAAUUAGAUUCGGUUUUUGUGAUAUCCGAAAUAAUCAAGGUUUCGGCAAGUGUUAUCAACCUCGCCCUUCGGCUCGGUUGAUUGAUGACACUUUCCUCGACCUUGAUUAUUCCGGAUAUAUCACAAAAACCGAAUCGAAUACAUGUUUAUUAUUUUCUCGUGAUGUUAGGAAAGCCCUCUUGUCAUUCAGGAUCAAGAGCCGUCAGUGUUAAUGACUUCUACUAAUGAGUCCCCCGAGCGACCAAAUAUCAGCUCUACUUCAGUAUAUGAAAGUGAAGUUGACAUUUCAGCCAUGGAUUCAGUGAUUGAAACGGAGGACGAGGCAGAAACAAGCUUGUGGAUUGAUGAAAAAGAAUUGCAACACGAGAAGAGAGAAACGCUAAAAAAUGCCGUUGCAAAGCUUACUGAAGGUCAUUACAGCCCUAUUGCAUCAACACUAAACACUUCAUGGGAUGAUGUGUCAGUUACACAGCAAAAAUAUUACCAGCGCAAAAUGAAGGAGGUUAUUCAAGCAGCAUUAUCUGUUGUUGUUCCUGGGCAAGAAGAGUUCAUGUGGAACUGUUUGCGAGAGGAAAGGGAAAUUGCAGAUGUAAGUGAGGAACCACCAGCGAAAAGAAAACGAAUAGACACUGGCCUUGUACAAACGCUUAUAACUGGCAAACUAAGCGCCAGAUUCUUUCCCUUUUUGUAAAUGACUUAAGCAAAACCGAGCUUCAAGAAAUGAUCCCAGGCCUAUCGAAAUGGCGGAUUGACCAAGCCCGUUGCCAUGCCACUGACGUAGGCGAAGGCCAGCCCAUUCAUGAUAAGCCUAUUUUUCGCACACGCUUAGACCCUGUGAAGACGGAUCAUUUCGUUGACUUCAUAUCAAGACCUUGCUUCUUACAAGAUGUUGCAUACGGCACCCGAAAACUGAAACUAGACAGUGGUGGACACGCUGUAAUACCUGCAGUGAUAAGAACCCUAAUACCAUCAAGGAUUAUUGCACAAUAUCAAGCUUACUGUAGAGAAAUUGGAUUUGAUCCGGCAAGCGAACGCACUCUCUUCAGGAUUUUAGAAGUCUGCUCCGCUUCCAUGCAGAAGUCAUUGCAUGGCCUCGAUUACAUUACCACGGACGGCGUGCCAGCAUUUGAUUCACUUGAAGACAUGGUCAGUACUCUCAAAGCUGCUAAAGCCGUAACUUCCAACUGGGAAAAAGAAGCCAAACAGCAACUCUCAGAUGCAAAGAGAUACCUUAAAGCAAGAGAGAUACCUCAAAGCUGCUAAAGCCGUAACUUCCAACUGGGAAAAAGAAGCAAAACAGCAACUCUCAGAUGCAAAGAGAUACCUUAAAGCCGACUUCAGGUUGCAUGUGAGCAAGGAUGAGAGGUGUGCAGACCAUUGUACAAUGUAUGCACUGAGUGACCCCAAUGAUCCUCCAUUUAAGGGCACAUGUAGUCAUGUUCACGACAUUCGCUGUGACGCCUGUCAUGGUAUUGAAACGGUCAUUAAACAGAUUGGCACUGAAAUAGAGGGUGCAUUCAACGAAGAUGGUGAUUUUUUAACUAAACGAAAGCUUCAGUUUGAGCACGGUAAAGCACAAGAAGCCAUAUGCGCAUGGAAAGCGCAUAGUCUAUGUGCUGUUAACCAAGAUCUUGCCAAACAAGAUGUGUUGAGUGCGCUUGACGGUGGUAGCUGCCUUAUCGUCAUGGACUGGGCCAUGAAAUUUUUACCUCUGUACUACAGAGAACAAAUGAGGGAUUUCUUUGGAAAGAGAGGUAAGAGCUGGCACGUAAGCUGUGUAAUUGAGAAAGAGGACGACAGCUAUUCAGUGCAGUGUUUUUCUCAUUUAUUUGAAGAAUGCAAACAAGACUGGUUUGCUGUCGCAUCCAUCGUGGAGAAUCUUUUAGAGAUUCUUAAGAGAGAGAAGCCAUUCAUGUCAGAAGUGUUUCUUCGCUCAGACAAUGGCGCAUGCUAUCACAACGCAGCCUUGUUGCUUGCUCUUCCAGCCAUUGGUUCAAGAACUGGGAUACGUAUCCGUAGAUACGAUUUUUCAGAACCACAAGCAGGGAAAGACAUAUGUGACAGAAAAAUAGCUCCGAUGAAAGCCCACAUUAGACGAUGUGGCAACUGCUGCAAAAAUGAAGGAAGCUCUUGAGUCUCAUGGAGGUGUCAGAGGGAGUAGAGUAGCUGUUGCCGCUGUUAACUUAGCUAAUGAAACUGGUGGGACAAACAAAAUCAAAGGAAUUAGUAAGCUCAACAAUUUUGAGUUUACAGAAGAGGGAAUUCGCAGUUGGAGUGCAUACCAAAUUGGUCCCGGAAAACUGGUGUCGUGUGAAGGAAUGAAACCACAGGGGAAGACUGGAUUGAAGUUGUUACAACCUUUUGGGGAAAUUCCCUUGGCCCAAGGCAUUUUCAACACGAGGCCCACUUAUAAAGAGCGAUCUGCCAAAAAUCAGGUCUUUUUCUGCGAGACACCAGGCUGCGUGGUAACGUUAGAAAACGAAAACGAAGCACAAAAUCAUAUGGACACUGGAGUUCAUAAGCUUGUUUUGGAACGCGAAACACUUUACGACAGUGUGCGAAGAAAAUGGGCGCAGCAUGUUACCGAAAUAGCUUCCCGGACGACUCUGAGCGUGCCAACUACAUCAACCCGAGCGCUUGGUACAAGCAGUGGAAAUGAAGCUCCCACUUUGCAGGGUUGGGCACUAAAAGGUCAAAAAACUGCUACUAAGACCUCCGAGAACGUUAAAAGUUUUUUGAUUGCAAAAUUCAAGGAGGGCCUCAGUGGCCAGAAGGCAAAUCCGUCAGAAGUCGCAAAGGAGAUGCAGGAAGCUAAGGAUUCGAAUGGUUCACCUGUAUUUUUGCCAGAGGACUGGAAAACUGCACGGCAAAUAAGCAGCUUUUUUUUUACGACUGUCAGCAUUAAAGAAAAGCAGUCAUGUCGCUGCAGUAACAUUACGUGA
Molecule: messenger RNA, 5195 nt
Organism: Porites evermanni
Lineage: Eukaryota; Metazoa; Cnidaria; Anthozoa; Scleractinia; Poritidae
Source: the annotation of a GenBank genome assembly